GGCAGUAGUUCGGCUUUAUAAAACAGGCGUGUCAGGAGCGGAGGUUGUGGUUUAAACGCUGGCUUUCACCGUGGGGUUAUUAUGUGGAGCCGUGUGCACGAAGUCAUCAUCUCUUUCGGAUUUUGAAUGCUUCCAGUGAUCUCCUUUGGUAACGUGAUUUGAAGCUUUUGUGAGGAUGGAAAACAAGGAGGAAUCCAUCUGCAGCUCCGUCAGCGACCUUACCUGGGAGCAGGUGAGCCGGCUGAAUGAAGUCCUCACAGAGGUCGUUCCCGUUCACGGACGAGGGAACUUCCCCACCCUAGAGGUGCAGCUGAAAGACAUAGUGGCACGGGUGCGGACUCACCUGGAGCUGAGUGGCAUCCGAGUGAAGGACAUCCGUCUCAACGGCUCCACCGCCAGCCACGUCCUGGUGCAGGACAUCGGCUGGAGCUACAAAGACCUGGAUUUCAUCUUCAGGGUGGACCUCCCCACCGAGGCGGAGUUCAGGCUGGUUAAGGAUGUUGUUUUGGGAAUCCUGCUGGACUUUCUGCCGGAGGGCGUGAACAAGGAGAAAAUCACUCCCAUGACUCUGAAGGACGUGUACGUCCAGAAGCUGGUGAAGGUCAACACGGAGCAGGACCGCUGGAGCCUCAUCUCGCUGUCAAACAACAACGGCCGCAACGUGGAGCUGAAGUUCGUCGACUCGAUACGCCGACAGUUCGAGUUCAGCGUGGACUCCUUUCAGAUUGUGCUGGACUCCAUCCUCUCCCACUACGAGCAGACGCAGCCGGACAUGUCUGAGGCCUUUCACCCUGCCGUCAGAGGGGAGAGCAUGUACGGAGACUUCAACGCCGCGCUCGGCCACCUGCGCGGCAAGCUCAUCGCCACAAAGAGACCAGAGGAGAUCCGUGGUGGCGGGCUGCUUAAGUAUUGCAACCUGCUGGUGCGGGACUUUCAGCCGGCCAAUCAGGAGGAGUUCAAGGCCCUGGAGAGGUACAUGUGCUCCCGCUUCUUCAUAGACUUCCCCGACAUUGGAGAGCAGCAGCGCAAAGUGGAGGCUUACCUGAUGAGCCACUUCAUCGGCGAGGAGAAGAGCAAGUAUGACUACCUCCAGAUCCUACGGAAGGUCGUUAACGAGAGCACCGUGUGCCUCAUGGGCCACGAGCGGCGGCAGACCCUCCACCUCCUCUCGCUAAUGGCCUUCAGGGUGCUGGCAGAGCAGAGCGCCAUCCCAGACGCUUCCUGCGUCACCUGCUACUACCAGCCGGCGCCGUACAUCAGAGACCAUAACUUCAGCAACUACUACGUGGCCAACCAGAACAUUCCAACAUGGCUGCCGUGUAACUGACGAGACAAACGGGUCACUGGACGACUCGACCGCAGCUACUGCUUUUCAAGAGGGAAGGAACUGAUUUGAGAAAAAAAAGAUUCAGAAAAAAAUAUUAAAAGAGGGGAAAAAAUGUCAGAAAAAAAAACCACAGUGGCAAUAAAUGCGACGUUUCUCUUAAGGCACAUUUUCAGUGGACAAGUUUUUUUUUUUUUUUUUUUUUUUUUUUUUUUUUUUGCAUUCUUUCUCAUUCCUUUUCUGCAGAGGUGUUAACGUUUUUAAGUGUUAUUUUUCAAUCUUUCUGGGUGUAUACCUUUAAUCUUAGUGGAGACGUUUGUGCCUUAACCUCUAGCUGUCAGGUUCACCCCUCCAGAGUUAUGAGUACGGAUUGUUGUUAGAAGAAAAUGGAAAAUUAAAUGCUGUAGCCUUCAGUUUGGGUUCCUUGUUUAAAAAAAAAAAAAAAAAAGAAUGUGUGGGUGGGGGGGCUAUGUGCUCGGUGUAUGUGAAGCUUGGAUCAUUGGUUGUAGUUCAUGAUCAGCUCCAUACCUGCCAGCAGUGCCUGAUAUUUGUAAAAAAAAAAAAAAAAAAAAUGCAAACCUUUAUUUUAAAAUUUUCACUGUGAACUUCAGGGUACCCAGAGUUCUGGCUUUGAGCCACGCUCUGUUUCUGAUCGUCCCUUCCUCCUCUGUUUUUAAGUUGCGUUCAGACGAAGUGACCUGCGGAGGUCUGAUUUGGGUUGGAUGGCAGCCUGUGGAGGGAAUGUGCCCAGCAGGGAUCCUUACUGGCUGCUCCUACCUUAAAAGGAGCAGCACAUGGAGAGACCUGCAGGGUCGUCACUGAAAAGGGAUCCUCCACUGACGCAGCCCCGCUAACCGACCCUGGAGCCGCCGGCCGUCUAUUAUUAUCCUCCCUCCCUCAGCUCGGCUGCCUUACAUGUGUUGCUGAGUCACUUCCUGUCCUUCAUCAGGUGCCUGUUGGCAUCUUGCAGCAUUUGAACCCCUUUUGUGGUCAUGGGAGGGCAGACGGGACGUCUCUCCUCUCAGACUUGCAUAUUGAUUAAUGAAACCAGCUGUAAAUGUCCAAAUUUCUAUUUCCAGUAAAUCCUAUUAUUAGCCGUCACCGUUAGACGCUCUGAAUGCUGAGGCUGUGAAGAUUUUAGCCAGUCAUCUCCUCUCUUGUCUUCCUGAUAUUGCAGCCUGAUCACCACAGAGGAGAUUAGAGUUAAACUUGAGUAAAUGGCCACUCCCAUCUCCCGAUAGUUUCUUGGAAGCGUAGUUCCUGGCGCGGCUAGAUUACCUUAUCAGGACGGCUCGCGGCGCGGCGCUGCUAAGGGUUGUCAAGGAAGGAAGAGCUUGGCAUGGCCUGCAGGUCGGGAGGUCGGGUCCUGAUGUGUUCAGCACUUCUUUUCUUUCUUUCUCCCUGCUGUCAGCUCUGAGCCACAAGCAGCUUAACAACCAGCAACUCAAGCAACAAAGUGCCUUUUUGUUUUGGAGAGCUGAAUAUUUUUAAAGGGGUUUUAACUUUGAUCAGGAGAGUCAGUUUGUUUCUUAAAAACACCCAGUUAAACUUUAGAAGACUGUCAUUGCUGUUCUAGAUUAAUCAUUUCAUACUUUUUUUGUCCAGUUUGGGAUUGAGAAUAAUUAUGGCUUAGACGUUUGUUUGUGUUUUGCUUUCUUAAUUUUCAGUCUCAAAGCUUCGUGUGCAGUCGUUCCUGUCGGGCCUUUCAGACGUUCGUUUUUUCCGUCUUUGUUCUGCCCAGUUGGAAUCUGAUGCUUUAAAUGACAGGAUUUGAUUUGCAGAGGAAAGGUUUCGCAUUUUAAAGCUCAGUUUAACCGCCGGUCUUCCAUCGAAGCGCCUCCUGGGGAGCUAAGAGUUUUUGUUGGGUUUUUUGUUUCUGAUUGUUCAGCCUUUAUCCAAAAAAAGAUUAAAAAAUGCAAAAAAAAAAA
Cyprinodon tularosa is the source of this 3252-nucleotide messenger RNA. RefSeq names its product terminal nucleotidyltransferase 5C (gene tent5c). Lineage: Eukaryota; Metazoa; Chordata; Actinopteri; Cyprinodontiformes; Cyprinodontidae. Gene Ontology annotation, molecular function: poly(A) RNA polymerase activity; RNA binding. The transcript is spliced from 2 exons. Gene Ontology annotation, biological process: mRNA stabilization. The record is from RefSeq and is a predicted model, not a curated record. The coding region runs from base 176 to 1327 and encodes 383 amino acids.